Messenger RNA from Paraglomus occultum, 629 nucleotides. Lineage: Eukaryota; Fungi; Glomeromycota; Glomeromycetes; Paraglomerales; Paraglomeraceae. The record is from the annotation of a GenBank genome assembly.
CACUGUGGAAGCUGGCAUCUCCUUUGAAAUAUCUGGUUAUUUUGACGCAGUUAUAGGAAUUACUAAUAUUGCCACUCCAGUCCAUGUCGAAGCGUUUGCUCAGAUGUUAUUCAGAAUCCGCGACUGCCCAUUACGUAUAGUUUCACUUUAUCAUAGCAAAAAAUUUGACAUUUUCAAAGAGCCAUGCCGGGAACUCAUUCGGGCUGAACUUUCAGCAUUAAGACCUGGAGACUUGCCAACAAUAAUAAAAGGCCAGCGUGCAUGGGAUAAAAUUGCUGAUUGUUAUGCGCUUAAUUUAUCUCCAGCAGUGGAAACCUAUAUCGAAGUUGAAUAUCAGAGACGCUUAUCAGCUAAAUACUUUCCUGAAAUUCUUUGCAGUCUCAUUGCUAGUACUGGAGUAACUCUUGAAUUAAUUUCAGUGGAAGAUACUGAAAAAGUUAACAGGAAUAAAAUUUCUUAUACUAUUAAGGAGAUUGAGAAAGCGAUUAAAGUCUCUGAUAUAGAAUCAAUAGCCAACGCUCCGGAUAUUAGUCCCAAUGAAGCUGAGAUUCUUAAGCAAAAUCCUGUACGCUCUUUUGCUGAUAACAUGACUCUACAACGUCAUUAUUUGUGGAAAAUAUAUGCCUCAG